AUGCCUUCUUCACCUUCCCAUCGCGAAAGAAGAGACGCCUCCCACGAACGCAGCGAACGUAAAGAGCGCCAUCAACAACGACGCAAAGGUCACCGCUACAACGACAGCACAAGCGAAUUGUUACCUUCUUCUCCACGCCAACAUCGCAACAGACGUUCAGAAUCACAGAGUCCGAGAAAGGAAAGACCGAGGAAGAAGAGAUAUCACUAUACGGAGGAUGAAAGCACGGAAGGAGGCAGUAAAAGCACGAGUAAUGCAUUGAGUGCAGGCGCAUUAGAGCACUUGAAUGCACUUAAUGUUGGAGACAUUCCUUGGAAUAGUAAUGGCGGGAUCCAAGGCGCGAAGCGGUAUAGGAGUGUUGAGGAAGAAGCGGAGAGAAGGGAAAGAAGGGAAAGAAGAGAGAGGCGAAGGAGGGAGAGAGCUGAAGGUGAAGACGAUCGUUACAGGGAGAGGCGGAAGCAAUCAAGAGUCGUUAGUGGGACUUAUCUCGAACGUGGAGCUGAGCCUUAUGAUGAGAAAGUCGUUCUGGUCGAUCACACAGGACGUAUGAGGGGUGGUGCUGGUAGUGUCGAGUCUGACGAGGAUGAANGCCCGGAGGCGGAAACGAAAAGAAUCGGCAAGUCUUGCUCAAACGAGCUCGGAAAAAUCCUUGCUAAUGGUAUUUUAGGCAUCAUCGGUAUUGUGGUGAUAGUCAUAUUGGCGAUCGUGAUACCGGUGGCUGUGGUUCUGUCCAACAAGAACAAAUCCUCUUCUCCAACGAGUACAGCUGGCGACACAUCUUCAAGUUCACCGUCAAACAAAAACUUGGACGGCAUGUCAGAAUCAGAUAUACCAAAAGAAGCACAAGGAACAAUCCUGGAUCCCUUCACCUGGUAUGACACGACCGAUUUCAACGUCACAUACACAGCAGCGACCGUAGGCGGACUCUCCAUCAUGGGACUCAACGACACGUGGAAUGACUCGACAAAAGCAAACGAUAACGUACCUGCUCUCAAUGAAACUUGGGAGUACGGCAAGAUGCCAAUCAGAGGUGUCAACAUUGGAGGCUGGUUCAGCAUUGAACCAGUCAUAACCCCCUCUCUCUUUNCCGACUUCAAGACCAGCGAUGGCGUGAUAGAUGAGUGGACGCUAUGCAGCAAACUGGGGGCAAGCAGAGCCCAGACAACACUUGAAAAGCACUACGCAUCCUUCGUGACCGAAGCAGACUUUGCCGACAUUCAAGCAGCGGGAUUCGAUCACGUACGCAUACCAUUUUCAUAUUGGGCGGUCACAACUUACGAUGGAGACCCGUACGUUCCCAAGAUCUCCUGGCGUUACCUUCUCCGAGCAAUCGAGUGGGCUCGCAAAUACGGUCUCCGCAUCAACCUCGACCUCCAUGGCGCUCCUGGAAGUCAAAACGGCUGGAACCACAGCGGACACCAGGGCGCCAUAAACUGGUUGAACGGCACAGACGGCACGACCAAUGGCCAACGCACUCUAGACAUCCACUCUCAACUAAGCACUUUCUUCGCCCAACCCCGCUACAAGAACAUCAUCGCCAUCUACGGCCUCGUCAACGAGCCCAAGAUGACAUAUUUGGACGUGGACACCGUGCUCACCUGGACAAAAUCCGCAAUCCAAAAGAUACGCUCCAACAACAUGACAGCGAUAAUAACCUUCGGCGAUGGUUUCAGAGGUCUAGACAACUGGCAAGGCGAACUCCAAGAUUUUGAGGACUUGCUGUUGGACGUGCAUCAAUAUGUCAUUUUCAACAAUCAACAGAUCGCUCUCGAUCACUCUGCCAAAGUCGAGUUUGCGUGUGGAGGCUGGACGAACCAGACAUUGAGGUCUAGCAACAAAGCCACUGGCUUUGGACCUACACUAUGCGGCGAAUGGAGCCAGGCAGAUACAGACUGCGCCACCUACCUCAACAACGUAGGCGUAGGAUCCCGCUGGGAAGGAACACUAAACAUGGUAUCCACACCAGGCGGCUCACUAGACGGCAGCGUGCUCAACCCCACCUGUCCAACAUCAAACUCGCCUCGCUGUUCCUGCAGCAAUGCCAACGCGUCCCCCUCCUCCUAUUCCCCAGCCUACAAACAAUGGCUGCUCGACUUUGCAGAAGCGCAAAUGUACAGUUUUGAGCAGGGGUGGGGUUGGUUCUACUGGACGUGGAAGACCGAGUCUGCCACACAGUGGAGCUAUAGAGAUGGUCUUGCUGCUGGCAUUUUGCCGCAAAAGACUUGGGAGAGGACGUUUGAGUGUGCGAGUGUUCCUGAUUAUUCUGGUAUGGGUUUGCCUGAGAAUUACUGA
Molecule: messenger RNA, 2292 nt
Organism: Aureobasidium musti
Lineage: Eukaryota; Fungi; Ascomycota; Dothideomycetes; Dothideales; Saccotheciaceae
Source: the annotation of a GenBank genome assembly